AUGGGAGCUUUCGUCUGUGUGUCGUCAGAUGUGGAUACAAGGAACACUGAUGAAGACGUCGUCAGAGACUGCUUCAUUGACGGUUUAUGGGACGAUGUUGGAGUUGUGGACCACGUGGGUGCUGCUAUUGUUGCUACAGUAGCUGCUAUUGUUGCUACAGUAGCUGCUAUUGUUGCUACAGUUGCUGCUAUUGUUGCUACAGUAGCUGCUAUUGUUGCUACAGUUGCUGCUAUUGUUGCUACAGUAGCUGCUAUUGUUGCUACAGUUGCUGCUAUUGUUGCUACAGUAGCUGCUAUUGUUGCUACAGUAGCUGCUAUUGUUGCUACAGUAGCUGCUAUUGUUGCUACAGUAGCUGCUAUUGUUGCUACAGUAGCUGCUAUUAUUGCUACAGUAGCUGCUAUUGUUGCUACAGUUGCUGCUAUUGUUGCUACAGUAGCUGCUAUUGUUGCUACAGUUGCUGCUAUUGUUGCUACAGUAGCUGCUAGUGUUGCUACAGUAGCUGCUAUUGUUGCUACAGUAGCUGCUAUUGUUGCUACAGUUGCUGUUAUUGUUGCUACAGAUGCUGCUAUUGUUGCUAUAGUAGCUGCUAUUGUUGCUACAGUAGCUGCUAUUGUUGCUACAGUAGCUGCUAUUGUUGCUACAGUUGCUGCUAUUGUUGCUACAGUAGCUGCUAUUGUUGCUACAGUAGCUGCUAUUGUUGCUACAGUAGCUGCUAUUGUUGCUACAGUAGCUGCUAUUGUUGCUACAGUAGCUGCUAUUGUUGCUACAGUUGCUGCUAUUGUUGCUACAGUAGCUGCUAUUGUUGCUACAGUAGCUGCUAUUGUUGCUACAGUUGCUGCUAUUGUUGCUACAGUAGCUGCUAUUGUUGCUACAGUUGCUGCUAUUGUUGCUACAGUUGCUGCUAUUGUUGCUACAGUAGCUGCUAUUGUUGCUACAGUAGCUGCUAUUGUUGCUACAGUAGCUGCUAUUAUUGCUACAGUAGCUGCUAUUGUUGCUACAGUAGCUGCUAUUGUUGCUACAGUAGCUCCUAUUGUUGCUACAGUAGCUGCUAUUGUUGCUACAGUUGCUGCUAUUGUUGCUACAGUAGCUGCUAUUGUUGCUACAGUAGCUGCUAUUGUUGCUACAGUAGCUGCUAUUGUUGCUACAGUUGCUGUUAUUGUUGCUACAGUAGCUGCUAUUGUUGCUACAGUUGCUGCUAUUGUUGCUACAGUAGCUGCUAUUGUUGCUACAGUAGCUGCUAUUGUUGCUACAGUAGCUGCUAUUGUUGCUACAGUAGCUGCUAUUGUUGCUACAGUUGCUGCUAUUGUUACUACAGUAGCCGCUAUUGUUGCUACAGUAGCUGCUAUUGUUGCUACAGUAGCUGCUAUUAUUGCUACAGUUGCUGCUAUUGUUGCUACAACUGUUGCUGCUAUUGUUGCUACAGUAGCUGCUAUUGUUGCUACAGAAGCUGCUGUUGUUGCUACAGUAGCCGCUAUUGUUGCUACAGUAGCUGCUAUUGUUGCUACAGUGGCCACUAUUGUUGCUACAGAAGCUGCUAUUGUUGCUACAGUAGCUGCUAUUGUUGCUACAGUGGCCACUAUUGUUGCUACAGAAGCUGCUAUUGUUGCUACAGUAGCUACUAUUGUUGCUACAGUAGCCGCUAUUGUUGCUACAGUAGCUACUAUUGUUGCUACAGUAGCCGCUGCCUAG
Messenger RNA from Procambarus clarkii (red swamp crayfish), 1689 nucleotides. RefSeq names its product calphotin-like. The record is from RefSeq and is a predicted model, not a curated record. NCBI's taxonomy places the organism in Eukaryota, Metazoa, Arthropoda, Malacostraca, Decapoda, Cambaridae. Gene Ontology annotation, cellular component: membrane. Gene Ontology annotation, molecular function: transmembrane transporter activity. Gene Ontology annotation, biological process: transmembrane transport.